This is a messenger RNA of Rotaria socialis, 447 nucleotides long. The record is from the annotation of a GenBank genome assembly. Lineage: Eukaryota; Metazoa; Rotifera; Eurotatoria; Philodinida; Philodinidae.
AUGGCUAAUACUCCGAUUCAUUUUUAUCGUCCUCAUGAACCAUUUGGUGAAUUUAGCAAUUUUUAUUCUGCUUCAAUCGAAUUAGAUGGAUAUGUUUGGCCAACUACUGAGCAUUAUUUUCAAGCACAAAAAUACAUUUCAGACGAAACACAUUUUAAAAAUGUUUUACAAUUAGCUACUCCAAGAGAAGCAUAUAACUAUGUGAGAACUUAUAAAUCUGCUGUUCGAUCUGAUUGGGCAAAUGUAAAAGAUGAUAUCAUGUUUAAAGCAUGCUUAGCAAAAUUUCAACAACAUCCAAAACUUAAAGAAUUAUUACUAUCAACACAAGAUUGUACUUUAGUAGAACAUACAACAAAUGAUUUUUAUUGGGGUGAUGGAGGAGACGGAUCAGGAAAAAACCAACUAGGAAUAACUUUAAUGAAAGUUAGAGAUUAUCUUAAAAAAUAA